AUGAGCUUCGUACCCGUCAAUCCGCGGCCGAUGCUGCAGGAUCUUGUCGACAGAAACGUCUCUGUUCGCCUGAAAUGGGGCCAGACCGAAUAUCAGGGCGUGCUCAAAGCCAUCGACAGCUACAUGAACCUCCAGCUGGCAGGCACGCGCGAAUUCAUCGACAACAAAGAGACUGGCCAUCUGGGACAGGUGCUUAUUCGAUGCAACAACGUCCUGUGGAUUCGGGGCAUAGCAGGGGGUGAAAACGGCGAUACGGAAAUGAAUCAAUAG
Molecule: messenger RNA, 270 nt
Organism: Drechmeria coniospora
Lineage: Eukaryota; Fungi; Ascomycota; Sordariomycetes; Hypocreales; Ophiocordycipitaceae
Product: small nuclear ribonucleoprotein
Exons: 2
Coding region: 1-270 (89 amino acids)
Biological process (GO): mRNA splicing, via spliceosome; spliceosomal snRNP assembly
Cellular component (GO): U1 snRNP; catalytic step 2 spliceosome
Molecular function (GO): RNA binding
Source: RefSeq, a predicted model, not a curated record